AUGACAAAUAUUCUAAAACCAAAACCCAUUUCGUAUUCGUUUCCUGAAACAUGUUCAUCUCCUUCACAAACAGAACCUCCUAAUAUCCCAAAUAACCCUAGUAACAGUGACGAUGCAUGUUCAUCUUUUGACAUUCUAAACUAUGAGUCGUGGGUGUGUCCCCAAGUUCUGAAGCGCCACUCAAUCUUUAUCUCAAAUGAAUCUAUCCUUCCUUUGCUACAAAAGAUUCAGCUGACCCAUCAUUCCUCGCAUGCAAAUGAACUUGCAUGUCUUCCGUGCUCCGAAGAAGAACGUGUGUGUUGGCAGCACACAGAUGAAAAUGAACCACAUUUUAUUUAUAUGUAUGUGUUCCUGUUUGAGAAGUUGUUAAUUUCACUUCCUUUUUCGAAAUUUCAAUGUGACGUUUUGGCUGCCCUAAAUGUUGCUCCUUCACAGCUUCAUCCUAAUACAUGGGGUUUCAUAAGAGCUUUUGAAAUCCUUUGUUCUUGUGUUGGUGUUGAGCCUAGUGCCGAUAAGUUUCUGUAUUUCUUCCAAGUGAAGGUUUCGGGAAAAGUGGGGUGGAUAUCUGCGAGUGGCCGGUCAGGGAGACGGUUGUUGAAUGCUUUUUGUUCUUCCUAUAAGAACUGGAAGAACAUGUUCUUUAAAGUUCGUUCGGGCCUUUUGUUGGACGAAGGGGGAAAUUCUCAAUUUCCCCUUCGAUGGACAACUGAUCCUGUUCCCUUCAAUACCUUUGAGAUUGACCGAUUGGACGAGGUUGAGCGGGAAGAAAUUCAACUGUUGAUCGGUUUACCUGUAUUUCAUUGUGCUAAAUUGAUAGCACUAAAUGAAAAUCGUGACGCUUUAAUGGCUCACUUUUCAGAGAUGACGAGGUUCAAGUUCAAGAAAAAGGACUUGGAGAAAUUCAUUAACGUUAAACCUUCUACAGAUCCGAUUACACGUAAUUCACCUCCUAACCGUACCAUGGCGUCACCUUCAGGAAGCCAGCUUAAGGAAAAGAAGCGAAAAAGAACAUCUGAGGUCCCAGCCGAGCCCGUGCCUCAUAAGCAAACCCGUGUCAACAAGUCACCUGUCCUCCUUGCCAGUGCAGGGAAUGUGCCUUCGGUUGUUCCGGCACCGACCAUUCCAGUACAGAACCUUGAGGCCAUGUGGGAUGAUGCACAUGGGUCUUCAUCAGAGAUUGACAGACCAUGUUUUUCUAAACUUAGGAAGGAGGAUAUGGUUGAGGCAGCUAAGGUAUACCAGCUACGUGCUUUAACUCUUAUAAAAGAGAUGGAACAAGUUAUGAUUUCAGAGGGCUUGGAGAAGCUGACUAACGAGAAUGAAGAGGAUAAGAGGAUUAAAGAGAUUGGAGAUUUGAAACGAAAACUGGAGGUUGCUCACAAAGCUCAAGACAAGCUGAAAAAAGAAUUGGUUGACUUGAACACGAAGCAAGAGAAAUGGCAGAAGGAGAAAAUUGACUUAGAAUCUGCUUUGAAGGAAGAGCGCGAUCUCCUGAAAUCCACUCAGGUAAAUCUGCGUGAUGAGAAAAAUAAGGUCCAGCAGGCCAUGUCUCAGGCAGCCCAUCAGUAUUUGGAAGGUUUUAAUUGUGCUAAGUCUCAAGCCGCCUUCUUGUGCUCGGUUGAUGAAGGAAAAUUAGAUGGCAUGCGCCUUUGGGGUCAGGUAAGGGAUGGCGAAAUCGUAGUUGAUGAUGAGGGAGAUGAGAGUGAGGACAGUGAUGGUCAAGGGGAUGGUUUGGCCUAG
Messenger RNA from Lathyrus sativus (Indian pea), 1740 nucleotides. Lineage: Eukaryota; Viridiplantae; Streptophyta; Magnoliopsida; Fabales; Fabaceae. The record is from the annotation of a GenBank genome assembly.